Messenger RNA from Clarias gariepinus (North African catfish), 2479 nucleotides. RefSeq names its product USP6 N-terminal-like protein. Lineage: Eukaryota; Metazoa; Chordata; Actinopteri; Siluriformes; Clariidae. The transcript is spliced from 14 exons. The record is from RefSeq and is a predicted model, not a curated record. Bases 135 to 2000 code for a protein of 621 amino acids.
CGCUGAGAACACCGCGGACUCCCGUUUUACCGGAGCGUUGCUCGGCACGAUGUCCGCGUUUACAGAAUGAAAAGACCGGAUUGUAGCUGCUGCACGGGAAGCGCAGGAGUGUAUCCUCCUUAAACGAUAUUGACAUGAAGAAAGAUAUAGAGGUGCUAAUAGCAGAGGAACGUGCACAGAUCAUCUGUAAAUAUGAUAAGGGCAGGGAGGAGGGUGUUGAGAUCGACCCUUGGGAAGAUGCAGACUACAGCAUUUACAAGGUCACGGACCGCUUUGGCUUCCUGCAUGAGGAAGAGCUCCCCACGCCAACACUUCUUGAAGAAAAGCAAAAACAGCUGGAGGUCGAGCGCGUACAGAAAUGGUUAAAGAUGGUCAGAAAAUGGGAGAAGUACAAAAACAGCGAGCGGAUGAUGAAGAGGGUGUACAAGGGGAUUCCACUCCAGCUGCGAGGCCAAGCCUGGAGCCUAUUGCUGGAUGUCGAGAAGGUUAAGAAGGAAAAUGAAGGAAAAUAUGAGAGAAUGAUAGGACAAGCCAAGAUCUACUCCACAGAAAUCAAACAGAUUGAUCUCGAUGUGAACAGGACCUUUCGAAACCAUAUCAUGUUCAUGGACCGAUUCGGAGUAAAACAGCAGUCUCUGUUCCACGUGCUCACCGCAUACUCCGUAUACAACACGGAGGUGAGCUAUUGCCAAGGCAUGAGUCAGAUAGCAGCCAUUCUGCUAAUGUACAUGAACGAGGAAGAUGCAUUCUGGGCCAUGUCCCAGCUGCUGACCAAUCAGAAACAUGGCAUGCACGGUUUCUUUAUCCCUGGAUUUCCUAAAUUGCAGAGAUUCCAAAACCACCAUGAUCAGAUUCUGUCUAAACUUCUCCCUAAGCUGAAAAAGCAUCUGGACAAGGAGCAGAUGACCAGCGGCAUUUACAGUACUAAAUGGUUCCUGCAGUGUUUUAUUGACCGGACACCGUUCACCCUGACCUUACGCCUGUGGGACAUCUUCAUUCUUGAGGGAGAAAAGAUCCUCACAGCCAUGGCCUACACCAUCCUUAAACUGCACAAGAAGCGUCUGUUGAAGAUGUCACUGGAGGAGCUGAGAGAGUUUUUACAGGAGAAGAUCGCAGAAUCCUUAGAGCUCAGCGAUGAUAUGGUCAUCGAGCAGCUUCAGGUCUCCAUGACAGAACUGCGCAAAAUGAAGCUAGACCUUCCUUCUCCAGCUAAGCCAGAUGAACUGCCACGGAAACCACUUGGUGUGGAGCGUCCUAUACUGCUGACCCCGCUGCGAACCCACAACCAGACCCUGGAUCAGGAAAUACCAGACAAGAGCCAGCUAGCCAGACGACCUCCAGCUUCACUUCAGAUCUCACUCCAGGAAUCGAUUGUUCCUGAUCAGGUCUCCCUAGAAGACAAGUGUCCCUACCAGGAUAGGGAGAUAGACAGUGUAUCGCCAUUUCCCUCCCCUGACCCAGUAUUAGUGCAUACUGAAAUUGUUUUUGGCCCAGAUGGAUCGAUGGAAGCUCCCGAAGAGCAGCCACCACCGUAUGAGCCUCCUAAAAAUGCAGAACCGAAUGAUCCUCCACUUCCGUCCCAACUGACCAUGAGUACUUGUGGAACUUUAACAGAAUCAGCACAUUUAGAAGCAACUCAGGACACUUCACAAGUCACAUCACAGGCUACAACAGAGGAUGGUUUAUCUGUAAUGCACAGAAGCAAGUGUCAGUUGACAUUAUCUGUAGCCUCACCGCAAGACUCCCAAAAUGAGAACCUCCCAGAUACAGAAAAGGUAGAAACAAGAAAAGUGAAGACAUUUGUUUCAGAGAAGUCUGUGGUAUUAACUCAGAACUCUGCAUUUAUUAAACUUUCCCGCACAGACUCUGAAGAACAGUCAUCUUCCACAUACACAGAGGCUUCAUUAUUCACAGCUGGAAGAAAACUGAUGACUGUUCACUCAGACCCGCUGUUCAAGCACCAUGAUCUUCCCAGUCUGCCCAAAUCAGAGACUUUUUAAGCUGGCUAUCAAUUCUUUGCCUUUUUUGUUAAAGGAUUUAGAAUUUUCUGUAUCCCUCCCACUGUUCCAUGUUAUUUUUCACUAUCCUUCUUCCUAAAUAUUUCUUAUUGUCGCAAAGGGAAGCCAGAUUUUACCUCCAAAAUGAAGGACUACGUUACUGCAUCACAUAGGAAAUAGAAUACAUUGUACUGUUCUUGGACAGGAUACGUCCUAAAAUAACAGUUCAGUUUUCAUACACCAGGUAAUAAUUGGUUUACAGCAGUUUACUUGCCUUACAGAAGUAAGGUGUUGAUUUCAUCAGUUUGGCCUGGAGAGGUGCUACGCAAAUUUUAGGGAAAAUCUUUAAGAAAUCAUUUGUUAGUAAAAUCAGGAAACGGGUUCAAAUAAUGUGAGCUGGCUCACUGUUAUACAUGUGCCACCAAUAUCAUCCUGAACAUUCUAAUAUAUUUUAUUAUUUUUGUUAAUUUAUUACUUGUUUA